AUGUCUGGUUACGAAAUCACAAGUUUUGAGCUUCGCGUAUUGCUGCGUCAUUAUUGGAGAAAGAAUUUGGAUGCAAAAGCAGCUGCCAAAGCAAUUUGCGACGUUGAAGGUGAAGGCAUGGUGGCAUCGCGAACUGCACAGAAAUGGUUCAAGCGUUUCAAUGAAGGGGAUUUUGAUCUUGAAGACAUGCCACGUUCCGGACGACCAGCGGUUUUGGACGAAGGUGACUUGCAAGCCGCUUUGGAUGCUGAGCCGUNGCUAAAAAGUCUUUUGGCUGCGUCUGAACGCGGUCAUACACAAAAUUGCGUCAAAGUGCAAGAAAAAAUUAUUUUGUUUUGCAUUCAGACGCAGUUAUCUUGA
Messenger RNA from Adineta ricciae, 360 nucleotides. The record is from the annotation of a GenBank genome assembly. Lineage: Eukaryota; Metazoa; Rotifera; Eurotatoria; Adinetida; Adinetidae.